Messenger RNA from Paramecium sonneborni, 456 nucleotides. NCBI's taxonomy places the organism in Eukaryota, Ciliophora, Oligohymenophorea, Peniculida, Parameciidae. The record is from the annotation of a GenBank genome assembly.
AUGAUAUAUAAUUGUUGGAAACAAUAAUAAUAUCAUAAAUAAAUUCCCCCUUAAGUAAUUCAAUAUUUAAGUUAUUUUGAAACUGAUUCAAACCACAAUUUGCUGAUAUUGAUUAAGAAUAGGAAUUGCGAUAUCAUAAUAAUUAGGGUUACACUCAUAUUAAUUAGAUCCAUUAAUGUUCUAAAUUAUAAUCACAAUUUGUACAAUAUUACCUUAGAUUAAUAGUUCACUGUUCUAAAUUAAAUUGGUUAAGAAGCUGAAAAUUAUAAACAUUCAUCAUGUUCUCUUGAAAUUUUGAAUGAUACAGUUAUUGAAGUGCAGUAAUUAAUAAUUCAAUGCUAUUUAAUAUUAAUUAACUUUAAGAUAAAUUUACAAAAUUAUUUUUAUUGUUAUCUAUAUAUAUUCAUAUUUCUUAAUUAAUAUUUUAAUAAUCAAAGAAAUGAAAUAUUUUAAUGA